UGUGUCAAAAUUCUGAGGGAAGACAAAAACUGUCCUGGCUCUACCCAGCUGGUGAAAUGGUAUGUUAAUUACAAUGCAUAUAUAGCACUUACAUAGCAUAUCAAUUCUGAAAGACACCUUUCUGGCUGUUUGCAAAUCCAAAGGAAAAAUCACCCUUGCUGUGAGUGAACAGCUGCCCAGGCAGCGCUUUUAGUGCAUUGUAUUUACAAUGUUGACAAUUUUUUUUGUAAUGGAAAAUCAAGUUGUGUGUGUCUUGGUAAAGAUCUGAUUGACUUGUACAGUUGUGUUUAAAAGAGCACAAAGUUUUGUUUACCGUGUGAUUAUACGUUACAUUUAGUUUCUGUGGGUAUGUAUAGAUGCUAAAGGUGCACAGAAAUGCAGAAAUCUAAGCAGUAGUUCCUCUCUGGUCAAAUAGGAGAUGCAGUGUUGCCAUUUUGCAUCUUGUGUUUAAUGGUCUUGCUCACAGACUUGUAUAAGAAAGUGGUACUGCUGGCCUUUAUAUUCAAAGGCAGAGUUGUAUCUGCAGAUGACAGUCCGUCCACUUGCACGUUCACACAGUUGAGUGUAAGCGUGUCGCUUGGGACUAGAGGUAUUUUGAUUUUCCUUGUGUCCACAAUACUGCAAGGUUUGCUCGUGGGUGCUCUCGUUCUUUUUGUUACCUCUGUAAAGGCCGUCUUUGUUCUUUUCACAGUUUUACCAGUUGUAGCAGGAGGCGAGGCACUGGAAAUGGUGCUGCAUUCGGCAGAGGGGGGUUGCAGCUGCUCUCGUUGUGAAGUGUUGAGAGUUCCGAUGUUGAAGUGUAAUUAGUCAUCUGCUCUUGGUCCGUGUGCCGUCAGGAAGGGGGCGGGCAGGAAGGCUUCCUGACUGUAACCUGGAAUUUCUGAAUUGAUCUCCUGUGGUAGAGGAAACUCAAGUGGUGCCGAGUGAGUUUCACCUUACCCUCACUCAUCAGAUGUUAGCGAGGGCAGUGGCGUGGCAGCCUGUGGAUGCUGACAAGGAAAAGCUCCCUGGUUUUUGUGUGAAGGGUGUGUGCUACCUGUUUGGAGUUUACAAGAUGUUAGGAUGCUAUGAUGCUUUGCAGAAGAAAUACGUCUACACCCAUCCAGAAGAUCCUCAGACAAUUACAGAAUGUUACCACUUCAAAUUCAAGUACACCCACAAUGGGCCACUCCUGGAUUUCAGCAGUAAGGAUAAAAGGAAUGAUUCCACAAUCACCUGUGCAGACACCAAGAAAGCAAGUAUCCUCCUCAUUCGCAAGAUUUAUGUUCUGAUGCAAAACCUGAGUCCGUUACCAAAUGAUGUCUGCCUCACUAUGAAGCUGUUUUAUUAUGAUGAAGUGACACCAUCUGAUUACCAACCUCCUGGUUUUAAAGAGGGUGAAUGUGAGGGGAUGAUAUUUGAGGGGGAGCCUAUGUAUCUCAAUGUGGGUGAAGUGCCAACGCCUUUUCAUAUGCUGAAAGUUAAAGUUACAACUGAAAAGCAACGAAUGGAAAAUGUUGAUAAAAGCAUCCUAAAGCAUGGAGAGACUAAUGUGCCUCUCCAGGUGCUCCAAGUGGACAGAGAUGAUCCAGAAGUAGAGAACCAGGACAUGAAUGAAGAUCCUGUCUUGGAUAAUAAAGUGGAAGAUAGGAAUAAAGUAAAUACUUCAGAUGCUCAAGAACCAAAUUUACCUUGUGAAGAGGAUGAUGUUGUGAAGGCUGGAGGGAACCAGAAUCUGUAUGUUUCUAAUCCUCAGGUUGAUCAUUUGGCAAGUAAGACGUCCGAACUUAAUGUGUCAGAGAGCAGGACAAGAAGUGGAAAGAUAUUUCAAACCAGCACUGUUCAUCACCUUGAACUGUCGUCUAGUCAGGAUGUGCUGCCAAAAAGGAGAAAGAUCAGUGAACCGAAGGAGCUGUUUUAGAUGCUCAUCCCCGUGCUGUUCGUUUGCAGAGCUCUCCACGCCACUUCAGUUUUGUGGUUUAAUGUGAAUGUUUGUAUUUAAAUGUCUUUUAGGGGUCUUUUCCGUUCUAUUUGUAGUCAAAAGGGAGUGUAUUUUAAGGAAAGAAAAUCUGUCGGGAAGUCCAGCUGAGGAAAGGGAACUUAGUUUUUGUAGGCGGUCGUGUCCCAUCAGGAAGGAGAGCGGCAUAGCUGAGGGAACCUGGUAACAAAGGUGACUUGGGGGAUUUGACUCCCUGCGCCGCUGUGUUUAAAUCCCGAUGGUGAUCGUGUACCGUUCAUUACCCGCAACAUGAGGUAAUGUCGGGCUGUUCCAGAGCGGAGGAGCUCCUUUGUCCGGAACCUGCCCUGCAGGGCACGACGCGUCCCAGACCUGGGUCGAUCCCAGAGCUUCGCGGAGCAGGUUCAGGGGGGCUGCCUUGGCCGGCACGGCAAGGUUACGUGUUUUUGUUUCUGCUUCCGGGAUAGGUAGGGGGCUUGAUUCUUUGCAUUUCUUCUGGACUGAAGGCACCAAAGUGAAAAAAUAAGGGUUCCUCACACCUUCAAUUACAUAUUUCAUGCCAAAAUGCACGACUUUCUGUAGGGCUGUGAUGAGACAUGUAACUCCAACUGAAGUGUUCAUCUGUGGCAGGCAGCUAAUAUAAUGGUGUGAGAUUAUUUAAAGAAGAAACUUGUACGUAUGUAAAAUAAUUAAUUGCGGAGGUUGGAUGUGGUGCCAUUUCUAAGAAAAACGUUAAGUCUUCCUGUGCCAUAAAUGCAGGGGAGCGUUCCUGCACGGCGAGCAGCUGCUGCCAUCUUUAGGUGGGGAGAGCUGAGCCUUUCUUGGCAGUUUUGACUUUUAAAUUAAGAAUGUAUUUUUAUCAUUCCUCAAGUAAAACAACGUUA
This is a messenger RNA of Phalacrocorax carbo (great cormorant), 2820 nucleotides long. The record is from RefSeq and is a predicted model, not a curated record. Lineage: Eukaryota; Metazoa; Chordata; Aves; Suliformes; Phalacrocoracidae.